GCGCGCCCCUCGGCUGUGCCGGGAGCCGCGCCAGUCGGUGCCCCCGGCCGAACGCGUUGCGCUUCCCUCUCAGCGAUCAGUAGUCCGGAGUGUAGCCAGCAGACAUGCCGGAUCCACCAGAGGCGCCGCCGCCGGAGCUCGCCGGCCGCGGGUGAAGAAGAAAGUGCGGCCUCGCGUGGCCCGAAGAGGCGGCCCGGAGCGGGGAAAUGGCGGCAACGGGGCUCAGCGUGACGGUCACCCACAGCAAUAAGAAACAUGACCUUCAUGUUACCCCACAACAGGGUGGUAGUGAACCAAUUGUCCAAGACCUGGCCCAGGUUGUUGAAGAGGCCACAGGAGUCCCACUGCCUUUUCAGAAACUCAUAUUUAAGGGAAAAUCUCUGAAGGAAAUGGAGAAGCCAUUGUCAGCACUUGGAAUACAAAAUGGAUGCCGGGUCAUGUUAAUUGGGAAAAAGAACAGUCCAGAGGAAGAGGUAGAACUAAAGAAGUUGAAAGAUUUGGAGAAGUUUGUGGAAAAGGUAGCUGACCAACUCAAAGAGUUGAACAAAGAGCUUACUGGAAUCCAGCAGGGUUUUCUAGCCAAGGAUUUGCAAGCUGAAUCUCUCUGCAAACUCCAUAGGAGAGUAAAAGCCACAACUGAGCAGUUUAUGAAGAUCUUGGAGAAGAUUGACACACUAAUUCUGCCAGAAAAUUUCAAAGACAGUAGACUGAAAAGGAAGGGUUUGGUGAAAAGGGUUCAGGCAUUCCUAGCUGAGUGUGACAUCGUGGAACAGAACAUCUGCCAGGAAACAGAGCUGCUGCGGUCCACAAACUUGGCCCUGGCCGAGUGAAGGGAGGCAGAGAGGCUAUGCUGCCCUGAAGAACACCACCACCAGUUCUGUCUUCUCUGGAACAGAAGCUACCUGAUUUCGCUAAGGCUGUUAAGGACAGUUGGCCGACUGCCAAUUUUCCUACUCCUACACCUGUUCUCAGUGAACAAGUAUUGUCUUUAUAAUCUGAAGUAGAGCUGGUUUUCUAUUUCUGUCUCUGUGGGGCUGUGCUGUCCAGAAGCCCACCAUUGUCUGGAGAGGGUCCCCCUGCCCAAGUCUUCCCAGCUCUUUUGACCUUUGGGUGCUUUUCUUUGGGUUGGAGAGAGCUCUCAUUUAUCCUGGGUAGUUCCAGGUUUAUAGAACACCCUGGUCUUCAGAUUUUUGCCCUUCUAAUUCCAUAGUCCCAUAGAUGUAAACCAAAAUCACCAGGAGAUUACAUGUGGUCAGGAAUGUUGGGAGUGUUGGAACAGGUGUUUGUAGUCUAAAUAUCUCUCGUUGUGACCUAAUUCUGGAACAGCUGGCUGGGUUGUUGGUUCACAGACCCUGUUCUCACCUCCCAGUGACCCUGCCCAGCCAUAGGCCAUGAGGUCUCAGGGGGCUAUUCUUGGGGUGGGGGCCUGUUGUUGAUGCAUGAACUUAUUUGUCCCCAGUCAAAUCUCUAGACGGUUACAACCCAGUGUUGACUAAUCUCUGCUUAAAACCAGAUUCAGAUGCAUGGCUUGGGAGGGGCAGAGAGGGGAGCCAGAGUAAGUAGAGCAAUUAGGUGGUGAAGGCAAACCAUAAACUUCUCAGGAGUUCCUUCUUACACAUUUCUAUUAACUGUACCCUUCUGAGCUCUGUAUUUUAUUUAAGGUUAUUCCCAUCCAUUUUCUGGCCCCCACAUUGUUAUUUUCUUUUUAAAAUAUUUUAUAUAUACAUCAACAAGCAGAAGAGUAUUUAAGCUUUUUUUGUUUGAUGAAGGAUGAGAAGCAAAAGGCUUCUGUGCCUCUGGUUGUAAUUUACAUUAAUAAAGUCAAGGGUGGCCCUGCAUGCUAGAACUCUUAAACUGGUGAGCUCUGUCACCCCAUUUUCCGAACAGUGCCCAGGAGACAGGCUUCCCAGAGGCCACUCUGUGGCUGACCUUUUUUGGCAGAGAGGGAGUCACUGAAGUCCCAGCAAUUUAGGACUGUGUGUGUGAGACCAAGGACAAGGUGGUGGUGGUGGUAGACAGGUGGACAAGGCUUGGCCCAGCACAUCCUACCCACAACUUUAAUCAGAGCAGUUCAGUAUUUAUCUGUUUUAUAUAGUAGCUGUGUGGUCUUGGGCCACAACAUUUAUUGAGAAGUCACUGUUUGCCAGAUACUGUUCUAAAUUCUUUAGGUGUAUUAGUCAUUUAACCCUCACACAAUCUAGGAGGUAGAUACUAUCCCCAUUCUGGAGAUAAGGAAACAGAGAGAGCUUAGGUAAUUUGCUCAAGGUCAUAGAAUAAGUGGCAAAGUCAGGACAUAAUACUGGGCAGUUUGUUGCAGAGUCAAUGCCCUUAAUCUCUGCUGUACUGUCUCCCAACUAACACAGGAUUGCUAGCUCUCAUUUUCUCUCUCUUGCUCUCCUUCUAUCUCCCAUGUUGGUCUCUGGCCCUUCCAGUUCAUUCUCCACCGAACAGCUUGAGUGAUCAUGAAGUGCAAGUCUUACCAUGUCAUUCCCCUGCUUAAAACCCUCCAAAUGACAUCUUAUUUCUCAUAGGAUAAAGGCCAAAGCUUUACCCUCCACCCUCUCCCAUUUCAUCUUGGGCCACAAUCCUGUGCUCUCUGCUGUCAGCUCUCUGGUCUUGGUUCAGGUCCUGACCUGCUCUAUGGCCUCUCCUGCCCUGGGGUCUUUGUAUAUGCUGUUCCUCUGCUUGGCCAGCUCUUCCUCAUCCUUCCUUCUCCCCCCACUCCUUUCCUAGGUGAUUCCUAUUUGUCCUUUAGAACUUAAAUGUCUCUUCCAUGGAGCAAACUUACCUAGUGUUUGAGAACAGCAUGUACAUAAUAAGCUCCCAGGUGAUAAGCUCUCACAGCUUGCUCUAUUACUUUGAUGAUAAGCAGCUUUUAUUGCAAUCUGUGAUGACUUAUUUGUGGAUUAUUUGAUUAAUAUUUGCCUUUAACACUUAACUAAUUCCUUGGGUUAAGGAGCUGCUCUGUAUUGCUAACAGUGUAUUUUAAGCACAUAGUCUGGCUUGUAGUAGGUGCUCAAUAAAAAUUUGGAGAUUGGAUGAAUGUUGAACACAAA
This is a messenger RNA of Manis pentadactyla (Chinese pangolin), 3056 nucleotides long. It is a transcript of the gene BAG1, whose product is annotated as BAG cochaperone 1. Gene Ontology annotation, biological process: protein stabilization. Bases 207 to 830 code for a protein of 207 amino acids. NCBI's taxonomy places the organism in Eukaryota, Metazoa, Chordata, Mammalia, Pholidota, Manidae. Gene Ontology annotation, molecular function: adenyl-nucleotide exchange factor activity; protein-folding chaperone binding. The record is from RefSeq and is a predicted model, not a curated record. The transcript has 7 exons. Gene Ontology annotation, cellular component: nucleus; cytoplasm; cytosol.